GGCUCCGUGCGCGGACUCCGGAGCCAGCCGCGCUCCCGCAUUCCUGCCGCCUCCCGCCGCCCGGCCCGGCCCGGCCCCGGCCCCGCUCCCGGCCCCGCCGCCGGCCCCGCGCCUCCGCAGCGCGCAGCAGGUCGUCGCGUGUCGGUCGGGGCUCGGGCUCGGAGCCCAGGGCAGCCAGCACCAUAGCGUCCAACAGCUGGAACGCCAGCGGCAGCCCCGGGGAGGGGCGGGAAGAUGGCCAGGACGGCAUGGACAAGAGUCUGGACAACGACGCCGAGGGCGUGUGGAGCCCGGACAUCGAGCAGAGCUUCCAGGAGGCGCUGGCCAUCUACCCGCCCUGCGGCCGGCGGAAAAUCAUCCUCUCCGAUGAGGGCAAGAUGUACGGUCGCAAUGAACUGAUCGCCAGGUACAUCAAGCUGCGCACGGGGAAGACGCGGACGAGAAAGCAGGUGUCCAGCCACAUACAGGUUCUAGCUCGGAAGAAGGUGCGGGAGUACCAGGUUGGCAUCAAGGUCUCUAGCCACUUGCAGGUUCUAGCCCGGCGGAAAUCUCGCGAGAUUCAGUCCAAGCUGAAGGCCAUGAACUUGGACCAGGUCUCGAAGGACAAGGCGCUGCAGAGCAUGGCUUCCAUGUCCUCCGCGCAGAUCGUCUCGGCCAGCGUCCUGCAGAACAAGCUCAGUCCCCCUCCUCCUCUUCCUCAGGCUGUCUUCUCUGCUGCCCCCAGGUUUUGGAGCGGGCCGAUCCCCGGACAGCCUGGACCCUCUCAGGACAUUAAACCGUUUGCACAGCCAGCUUACCCCAUCCAGCCGCCCAUGCCUCCGUCGCUCGCCAGUUACGAGCCCUUGGCUCCGCUCCCACCAGCCGCCUCGGCCGUGCCCGUCUGGCAGGACCGCACCAUCGCCUCCGCCAAGCUCCGGCUCCUCGAGUACUCCGCGUUCAUGGAGGUGCCGCGGGACGCCGAAACGUAUAGCAAACACCUCUUUGUGCACAUCGGCCAGACGAACCCGUCGUACAGCGAUCCUCUGCUGGAGGCCGUAGACAUCCGCCAGAUCUAUGACAAGUUCCCCGAGAAGAAAGGUGGCCUCAAGGAGCUCUACGAGCGAGGGCCCCAGAACUCCUUCUUCCUCGUCAAGUUCUGGGCGGAUCUGAACAGCACUAUCCAGGACGGGCCGGGGACUUUCUACGGCGUCAGCAGCCAGUACAGCAGUGCAGAGAAUAUGACCAUCACGGUCUCCACCAAGGUGUGCUCCUUCGGGAAGCAGGUGGUGGAGAAAGUGGAGACAGAGUACGCGCGGCUGGAGAACGGCCGGUUCGUCUACCGGAUCCAUCGGUCUCCCAUGUGCGAGUACAUGAUCAACUUCAUCCACAAACUCAAGCACCUCCCGGAGAAGUACAUGAUGAACAGCGUCCUGGAGAAUUUCACCAUCCUGCAGGUUGUAACGAACAGGGAUACCCAGGAAACCUUGCUCUGCAUAGCCUUCGUCUUCGAGGUCUCCACCAGCGAGCACGGCGCCCAGCACCACGUGUACAAGUUGGUCAAGGACUAGGGGCCCCCUGGGCCAGGCGGGGGGCGCAGGGGAGGGAGGGGGCCGGGCAGACCAGCCGCCCGCACGCGUUGCCUCGUGAGAAACCCUUUGGAGAGAGGAGGAGGAGGAGGAGGAGGAGGAAGACAAACAAAUAGCCAAAAAAGACUGACUUGCGAUCACAGAUGUUUUCUACUUAGGAACAGUUUCUUUUUUUUUAAAUAAAUAAAAAAAAAAAAAGAAGAACGGCAAAGGAACUGUACGGAGAGAGGAGGACCGUGCCCGGCGCUGGAAGGGGAAGGACCGGUCCCCGGCGCCGAGCGCGGGCUGCCGGGGCGGAGGAUGAGGAUGAGCCCUGCCUUGGGCCGGCCGCCGGGGCCCGAGGGGAGCGGCAGGAGCGCGGCCGGGCGGAGGGACUCGGAAAAAAGAGAGAAAAAGAGAAAAGUCGAUGGCGGGGGGCAUUGAUACGUGCAAACUGUAUAUUUUUUUUAAGGCUCAUUUUCCCCCAUUUUUAAAAAUUUAAGUGCUAUUUAGUACUUUUUGGAAAAAAAAACACGUUUGCAAUGGGACAGUGACCCUUUCCUGCGCCUCUGCGGGAUCAGGGACCUGCUCCCCUUGUGCCGGCGACCGGGGAAGGUGGAAGAGCCGAGUUCGCCGGUUCGAAUCCCGAGAGAGGCAGGAAGCGGCCGCCCGCGGAGGGAGGACGCGGGGACGGAGGAGGUGGCUUGUGCAGGGGAAGCGUUGGGAUUUAGGGAGCGUGUUUCGGGUGGUCACGGCUGGUAGCCGGCUGCGUGCACGUGCUUUUGGGGAGGAAGCGCGGGGGGGUCAGAGCCUGACGUACCCCCGUCACAGCUUGUCGAGGUGGAAGGAGGAAAGAGCUGCAGUGGUGGAUUUGCCUGUUUUAAUUUGCGUCUGUAAAUUUUCCGUCUUUUUCUCCCCCUUCUCCCUUUUUCGGCUUUUUCUGUAUUGACAAUUUUCCUGGUUUAAGUUUUUCCCUGCAGCAGCGCGCCCGGGAGAGGGGCUCGUGUGGGGAGGAGGUGUCGGGGCCCGGGGGGCCGGGCGGUGCAGAGCGGGGCACAGCGAGGGCAGGUCCUGGGCAGAGCAUCCCCGCGAGCGGGAUGCGGGAGGGGACGCGGAGGCAGAGAGCGGCGGCGCUUUGGGGCAGAGGGGGGCAGCACGGGGGGGGCACGGGGCCGCGGGGGCCAGAGCUGGACCUCUCGGUUCAUGGGGGUUUCUCCGGCCGGGCUCUUGCCGGAGGGGAGCGACGGUGGUGGAGGUGCAGAGCCAAGUGCUGAGGGUGGCGGGGAGCAUUUCUAGGGGUGCUGGAGCCCAUGGUGGAUAUAGGCAGUGGUUUUUAUAUAUAUAUAUAUAUGUAUAUGUGUGUGUGUGGCUAUAGGCUCGGUGCUAUCGGGCAGCCUGCUGCAGAGCACUUUUGCAGCGAGCCCCUUUAGCAUCUCCCCCCGCGGCCCCGUAGCUCAGGAACUGGCGCAGCCUCCGCAGCAUCGCGGAGCCGGCGGCGCCCGCUGCCUUCUCUUAUGUAGCAUGUUCGUUUGUUGUUGGGUUUUUUUUUUUUCUUUCUUUCGUUCUUUCGUUUCACUCGCUGGUCUAAAACUCUGGGAAUCCAAGCUCAAGCAGCCCCGUCCUCCCGCCGGCCUCGCCGCUGCCCCCGCGGAGCCAAACUCCUCUUUAACUGGACUGGUUUGCGCCUCCCUCCAUCCCGCGCGGCCCCGGCCGAGGCCCCCGUGCACGGACGGGCUUUCGCCCGGCUCCCGGAGCCCCUUUCUCAGCCCCCCCCCAGCCCCUCCGUUCUCCUCCGGUGUAUUUAUGAAUUUCACAUGAAGUACUGUUUUAUUUUUUUAAAGACUUUGUAAAGCUUACCAGGGUUACGAUCACCAUUUUUAGAGCUGUGUCAGUCCACAAUGUUAAAAAAUCCAUUUUUUUAUGUAUUAUAUUUUUUGUGUAUUUUUUUUUAAUCCAGCUGUGAUGGGUUGUAUCAUAUAUUUGUUGUGUUUACUGUAUCUGUCCAACUUCAAAGCGAGGAGACUGUGGAGCUCCUGAGAAAACUACAGUCUGCUGAAAAAAAAAAAAAAAACCAUUAAAAUUAUUUGAUCAUGGGUUGCUCAAGCA
This is a messenger RNA of Dromaius novaehollandiae (emu), 3650 nucleotides long. RefSeq names its product TEA domain transcription factor 3 (gene TEAD3). The record is from RefSeq and is a predicted model, not a curated record. The transcript is spliced from 14 exons. Gene Ontology annotation, molecular function: DNA-binding transcription factor activity, RNA polymerase II-specific; RNA polymerase II cis-regulatory region sequence-specific DNA binding. NCBI's taxonomy places the organism in Eukaryota, Metazoa, Chordata, Aves, Casuariiformes, Dromaiidae. Gene Ontology annotation, biological process: embryonic organ development; hippo signaling; positive regulation of transcription by RNA polymerase II. Gene Ontology annotation, cellular component: transcription regulator complex. The coding region runs from base 249 to 1547 and encodes 432 amino acids.